Camelus dromedarius (Arabian camel) is the source of this 4360-nucleotide messenger RNA. RefSeq names its product large ribosomal subunit protein uL16. The record is from RefSeq and is a predicted model, not a curated record. Gene Ontology annotation, molecular function: structural constituent of ribosome. Gene Ontology annotation, biological process: translation; ribosomal large subunit assembly. NCBI's taxonomy places the organism in Eukaryota, Metazoa, Chordata, Mammalia, Artiodactyla, Camelidae. Gene Ontology annotation, cellular component: ribosome; cytosolic large ribosomal subunit.
CACACACACACACACACACACACACACACACACACACACACACACACACACACCCCUUUUCUGUGUUGUUGAGAUAUAAUUCACAUGCCAGAAAAUUUACCCUUUCAGAGUAUACAUUUUAGUGGGGUUUAGUUUAUCCAUGAAGUUUUGCACCCAUCACUACUAUUGAAUGCUUUAUCAUUCUCAUCACCUCAGGAAGAAACCCCAAGCCCAUUAACAGUCCCUUCCCAUCUCCCCUCUUCCCAGUUCCCUGGCAACCACAAAUCUACUUCCUAUUUCUAUGAAUUUGCCUAUUUUGGACGUUUCAUAUAAGUGGAAUCAUACAAUAUAUGGCCUUUUAUAUUUGGCCUUUUUCACUUAGCAUAAUGUUCAAGGUUCUUCUAUGUUGUAUUGUGUAUCAGUACUUCAUUCUUUUAGGUCUGAGUAAUAUCCAUUGUAUGCUGAUACCACAUUUUGUUUAUUCAUUCUUCAGUUGAUGGUCAUUUUGAUUUUCUCCAAUUUUUGGCUAUUAUGAAUAAUCUAGUUUUUGUGAUUACACUCAUUCUUCAAAAACAUUACUUUCUUCAUAUUAUGUCCCAUUCUUGUCAAAACUUUCAGUGGCUCCCUAUUACUUGUACAACAAAAUAGAAGAUGCCUAGUUUGCAUUAAAAGUCUUCGCUACUUUCCUUUACACCCUUCUUUUCCAUUGUGUUGUAGUUUAUUAUUUCUAAAAUAUGUGCUACAUAUGAAUAUAGAUUAUGUAAAUGAUAUAUAUAAUUUCAUCAAUUUAAUUCAUUUUAAAAUGAUCUAAAUUUUUAAGAAUAAAGACUUUACUUACAAACCAAAGAGUAGAUUGAAGGUAGAUAGGUAAUCUGGAGAAUUAGAACAGAGUAAAGUGAAACAUUAUAGAAAAACAAAGAAAAAACUUUUCUGGAUUUGACCAUAAUGUCAAACAGAGGCAUUCAUUUUCAUAUAAUGUGAAAAAGCACCUCAUUUGAGUCAGCCUUUGAUAUGUGGAACUCAUUCAAAUCACUCAUUUUCUGAUUAGCAUGGUUAUUUUUUUCCGGGGCCUCAGUUUUUCUGUUUUUUUUUUUUUUUUAAUCCAGAUAGUGUCAAUCUUUUUCCCUUUUUGACAUGUCUGAAAUUGUUAAAAAGGAAAUAUUUUUAUAUAAACUUAAAAAUAAUUUUCCCGACUAUUUUUUGCAUAUACACACACAGAUAUAAAUGUAUAGUGGCAUUUUUCUCCCAUUAUAUGGAAAAAUAGAACAUAGUAUAUAGACAAAAAAAAUCACAGUAUAUCUUAGAAAUCUUUUCAGAAUAGUACAUUGAGAACAUUCUCACUUUUUUUUUCCUGCAGGAUAAUUUCUCUAAAAUGUGUAUCCACUUGAAAUGUGAUUACCUAUACUUAGAAAAAGAGAGAAGGGGAUAUAAAUGGGAAAAAGGAAACAAUGUGCAGAUGUUUGGACUUUGUUUAUAGGUGAAAACAAUGGAAGAUCAGAAAAUUUAAGUAAUUGCCCAGGAUCAUGCAACCAGCGCAGGGUCCUGAUGCUAAUCUAGGUGUUUCCAAGCUCCUGGCCUCCCUGCUGUAUCCAUGUUGCAUUUGAUGAAAAAAAGGAGAGAGAAAUCAUGCCAACUUCUUUUUCAACAGAAAUAAUAGAAUUCCAGACUUUAUUUUCUGGAUUAGUCCUUUAAGAAGCUUUGCAUUCUGAAGCCUCUAGGUGUGCUUUUCAAUCUUAAAAAGGACUAUUUCUGAUAUAAAAAAGUAUCAUGAGAUGAUAGUAAAUGAAACACUUUAGUUCUUUCCCUUCUGUGCACCACUGAAUAUCCUGGUGUCACCAUGGGCCGCCACCCCGCCUGGUGUUACCAGUGCUGUAAGAAAAAGCCACACCCACAGCCAUGCUUCUGCUGAGGUGUCCCUGAUGCUAAGAUCCGCAUCUUUGACCUGGGGUGGAAGAAGGCAAAAGUGGAUGAGUUCCCACUCUGUGGCCAAAUGGUGUCAGAUGAAUAUGAACAGCUUUCCUGAAGGCUCCAGACAGGUAUGCGGGGUGACUUUGGAAAGCCCCAGGGCAUGGUGGCCAGGGUCCACAUUGGCCAAGUCAUCAUGUCCAUUGGCACCAAGCUGCAGAACAAGGAGCAUGUGAUUGAGGCCGUGCACAGGGCCAAGUUCAAGUUCCCUGGUCACCAGAAGAUCCACAUUUCAAAGAAGUAGGGAUUUAUCAAGUUUAACACAAAUGAAUUUGAAAACAUGGUGGCAGAAAAGUGGCUCAUCCCGGAUGGCUGCAGGGUCAACUACAUCUCAAAUUGUGGCCCCCUGGACAAAUGGCAGGCCCUGCACUCAUGAGAGCCUUGGUGCUGUCCCCUCCUUCCACACAACCACCAAUAAAUCCUACUUUCCUGUCAAAACAACAACAACAACAACAACAACAACAACAACAACAACAACAACACUUUAGGAUGAAUUGAGUAAAUUACUGAAAAAGAGACCCCACUAUACAUAGGUAUUUAUCACAGGCAGUAUUUCAGAUUGGUGAGGGAUGGAUGAUCUGAUGAUUUUUUAAAAAUUUAUUUAUUUAUUAUUGGUUUACAUAAGUAUUUUUUAUUUUGGUGGGAAGAGGUAACUAGGUUUCCUCAUUUUUAGAGGCGGCACUGGGGGUUGCACUUUACUACUUGAGCUGUACCCUCCCCCAUGAUUUGGUGACUUACGUUGCAACAAAUUUCUAAUUUGUCAAAACAACAACACCACCUGUUCAUUGCUUCAGUCUUUACAUAAAAAAUAAUUUACAAAUUAAACAAAAGAUAAUAUAAAAGGACUUUGUGAGGUUAGCUUUCUUACUAGACUGAACUGAGUGAGUUCAGCUAUGAAAAUUUCAUUUUUUUCUCGAUCACUAUAUUUUUGUGUGAGUUCUGUUUGUCAUGGGUUUUCUCCAGCAAAAGUCCCACUGUAGAAGAGUGAAUUUUCUCAAGACUUUAUCAGGUAAAGAGAGUGAGAGGGAGCCAGAGACUAACUCCCAAGCUGUUCCAAAGCUCUUAUAUUUAUUGAGAAUAGUCAAAAAAUAAAUCAAAAUGAAAUACAUCAUAGGAAUGAGUAAGGGGUAUGGUGUAUGUGCAGGGAUGCCGGUCAGCAGUUUCAGUUCAUGAAAAACAAAAACAUUAUAAUCUUAAUUUAUACUUAGAAGGUUACAAUAUUGAUAAUACAAAUGGUUAUUUUAAGCCUCAAACAAUCAUGAGCAAGGUUGCAGUUUUCUGAAUAAUUGAUAAUGAAACCCCAGGCCACCACAGAGUCUCCAUACUAUGAUCAGAAAUGAUCUAAGCACACAAAGCAGCCCAGCUGCCCCUAGCUGAGGGCUAAGUCAGUUUUCUGUGAGCAGGAGUGACCUACACUAUCCACCUGCGCCUGGUAAGCCAAGCACGUCCUGCCGGUUAGGGCGAGGGAUGAGCUAUGGUUUUCCAUAAGCAGAAGCAGCCCUGAGUCUAUGACCUUGAACUAAGCAAAGUGAGCAAAGCAUGUCUCUGCUUUUCACGGCGAGGAGACAGUUCGUAGCGGGUCCCUGCGAGCACAGCAGCUUCAAGGUAGCUGAGUGAAGUCCCUCAGUUAAGGCGGUGACUGGUACCGAGAGUUCAGUCUUUUGUGCUUUUGGACAUUUUGCUUUGAAGGAGCAGUAUAAUGACAAACACAGAAAGCAUGGGUUUUGAUUAUACAUUUCUUAUGUGUUUACAUAAAGGUGAGAAUAUGAUUUGGUUAAACAAUCAUUACAAUAUCAAAGUUUGUUAACCCAAGUUUGUGCUCCCACAGUUUUGUAUUUUCUGUAAUUGCUCCUUAACACCAACUUGGGGCAGGCUCAUAGCUUUCCUGAUGUGUUUUAGUUACAAAAGCUGUAGUUGUGCUCUCGUCCCUUAUUGGGCGUGACCAGUUACAGGAGGGACCUGUCUUUCUCUGUGCUCCUUCACUCCCCUCUCCCCAUUGCUGGGAGUUGUACAUUUAUGCAGCCUUUUUUGGAUUAUCUGUUGAAAUAAGGUGCCGAUGCCCUGUGACUCAGGAGCUGUACCUCCAGGAACUGAGCGCUACAGAUAUGCUCAUGCAACCUUAUCUGAAAGUCUCACUUCACUGUGCCGGUGGCAGCGCUAGCUUCACUGCAUCUCCACUUGAUUCUGCUUGGGUAGGAUGCCUGUGUUUUAAUUUUGAAAUUUUGUUAUACCCUAUCCCCUUUUGCCCAGAACAAAAAGUUAAAGAAAAGAACUUAAUUCAAAAUAUGUUAAAAUUAAAAAUUUCCAUAAAAAUUAAAAUAAAAAUUAUCUCUGGUUAUCAGUUAUAAUUUACAUAGGGAUCACUGUAACUUGUGUACUUUGCAAAAAAUUCAAUAAAUGAUUUACUCUAUUAUUA